Messenger RNA from Phanerochaete carnosa HHB-10118-sp, 519 nucleotides. RefSeq lists its product as uncharacterized. Bases 1 to 519 code for a protein of 172 amino acids. The record is from RefSeq and is a predicted model, not a curated record. NCBI's taxonomy places the organism in Eukaryota, Fungi, Basidiomycota, Agaricomycetes, Polyporales, Phanerochaetaceae. The transcript has a single exon.
AUGCCGGUAUCUCUGCUUCCUAUGGGAGUGUUAUGUGGUGUCUUCACGUUGCCGCAGCCCGCCAGGCAGCCCCAAACCAGGCCAUCUCCCCCAACAUCUCCUUUGCAGCUCGCUGACACACAGACUCCCGAGCCCACCGACACACAGCCUGAGCCCACUGCUGCGCAUUUUGAGUCUACCGUUACGCAGCCUGCUAACACGUCAGUGCAGUCUGCCGCUGCAUCUGUGCAGCUUGUAGACGUGUCUGCACAGCCUGAAGCUACGAUUGCUUCCACGCAACCGACCGUGCUGCUGCUACAGACUAUAGUUGUGCCCCAGCCUGCUAUGCGCUACAUGAUACAGCUUCGCCUUUCGUGUUCAUCUUCUCUGUUGUCACUGAUUCCACUGCAACACGUACAUACACACGCAGCGGCAUUCGGCAACGACAGUGGCAGUACUGCACCCGCCAAGCAAAAGCGUCAAGACACAGGCAUCAAGCACGGUUCCAACAUUCAGAUGUUGCAGAAGCAGCAGUUGUAG